GGGAGGCGCCGCCGCCGCCGCCGCGCUCGGGUGUCCCGGGUCCGGGCGGGGCGGUGCCGGCGCUGGCGGUGCCCCGGCGCGGGGUGAGCAUGGUGCCCUAGCGCUGGGGCUAUGUCGGAGGCGGCCCGCAGCCUCCUGCAGCGCUGGGGCGCCAGCUUCAGGAAGGGCACCGACUUCGACUCCUGGGGGCAGCUGGUGGAGGCCAUCGACGAGUACCAGAUAUUAGCAAGGCACCUACAAAAAGAGGCGCAGUCUCAGCACAACAACUCGGAAUUCACAGAAGAUCAAAAGAAAACCAUAGCUAAAAUUGCAACAUGCUUGGAACUGAGAAGUGCAGCUUUACAGUCCACCCAAUCACAGGAUGAGUUUAAGCUUGAGGAUCUGAAGAAGUUGGAACCAAUCCUAAAGAAUAUCCUCACUUACAAUAAGGAGUUCCCCUUUGAUGUUCAGCCUGUCCCACUCAGGAAGAUUUUAGCACCUGGAGAAGAGGAACACUUGGAGUUUGAGGAGGAUGAUGAGGAAGGAGGAGCUGGAGCAGGGUCUCCAAAUUCUUUUCCUGCUAGAGUUCCAGGUACUUUGUUACCCAGAUUGCCAUCUGAACCCGGGAUGACGUUACUCACUAUCAACAUAGAGAAAAUUGGUCUGAAAGAUGCUGGGCAGUGCAUUGAUCCUUACAUCACUGUCAGUGUAAAGGAUUUAAAUGGGAUAGAUCUGACUCCUGUGCAAGAUACUCCCGUGGCUUUGAGAAAGGAGGACACAUAUGUCCAUUUUAAUGUGGACAUCGAGAUUCAGAAACACAUUGAAAGACUAACAAAAGGUGCAGCUAUUUUCUUUGAAUUCAAACACUACAAGCCUAAGAAAAGGUUUACUAGCACCAAGUGCUUUGCUUUCAUGGAGAUGGAUGAAAUUAAACCUGGGGCAAUUGUUAUAGAACUGUACAAAAAACCCACUGACUUUAAAAGGAAGAAAUUGCAACUGUUGACCAAGAAACCACUUUACCUUCACCUCCAUCAAACACUGCACAAGGAAUGACCCUAGUUGUGAGACUUCUGUGAACUGAACCACAUGUCCUGGUAGCUGUGUGUAGUAGCCUUAGCCUCCGAGGGGCGGAAAGAUCCGACUGUAUUCAUGCCAGUAGGUCAGACGGGACCAUCACACACUGCACAGCACUACUUCAGGGUCAGGGGCAAGCCCACCAUGCAAGUGCAAGGUUUUUUUCAGUAACUUCCAGAUACAGGUUUUUUCCGAGAGCCCUGAAAUAUGUUGAUUGCUUUUCCUAAGUUUGCUGUUCAUCACUUUUUAUCUUAACCAUUACUAUCCUUUUGCCUCAACUUCCACCCGGGAAUGGAGACUGCCCCUCUGCCAAACCUGCAGCAAUAAAGAUGUGGCAGGCCUACUAACUGUUUACACUUGCUGUGCUAUUGUAGUUCCUCUCAUCUGCAUUUCAGAGUCCUCUGUAGUGGACAGGGUGGCAGAAGACUGGGAGAGAAGGAUGAGGUGGGGUGGGAAGGAGCUUGAGGUACUGCAGGUGCUUUGAAGUGAGAGAGGAGGUGGGCAGGUCAGGUGGGCGGCCACAGCACAGCUCCUCCAACAGCUGCUUGGCCGUGGUCAGGUCAGGAGAAGGACAGCUGCAGAUGAGAACACUGAACUAUGAUUUUAACAGCCGUGCCUGAUCCACUUGUACUGAUUUUUGGAUACAUGUUACAAUCCUUUAAAUCACUGUUACUCCCUAAUAGAGCUAUUUUUUUUCUGUAUCUUGUCAGAGAGUGGUUUGCAAAGGUGGGUGGGGGAUAGAGAGGCUGCUCCAGGGCUUUGUCCUGGUGGCAGUGGGUGUUUCGCCAUUGCAGUGACAGCAGGACAGGCCCCUCAGUGUUGAAAUGUUGAUUUUCCAGAGCUUUGUAUAAAGCAGAUCUGGCUAGCAGGCUGACCCACCUUUUACAUGAAACUGCUGUUCUUAUGGAAACUGAUUGUAUGCAGUUUUCUGCGUAUUUUGUGCAAGUCUGGAAACUUACUCUAAAAAUUACCUUUUUAUGUAAGUAGAUAGGAUUAUCAUUUAUUUUCUAUAUUUUUGAUUUGGUGUGUAAUAAGCUGCAGGACAUUGGCUUAUUAUGACACACUUGCAUUCAUCUUUUGACCUAAUAAAGGGACAGAAGUAGAACCCAGUCAAAUUUUUCAGAUAUAUUUGCGUGGAUAUUUAAUACGAUACUUUAAGGUUUGAUAAACUUCUUGCAUAUCUAACCUAGUGCCUGAAUACUCUGCUAUGCUAACUGAGGACCCAGCUCCCACAAUAGUGUCAAUUAUUUUAAACAGCCUGGAUGCAGGUGUAUCAUCCAUUCGUCUUCUCUGUCAUAUAACCCCAAGAUGUUACAUUAUGAGAUGUUACUUUUCCUCCUGCUACUUGUCUAUCUCCAGGCAGGUGUUCAGCAUUUUUGGCUUUACCUUACUGAUUAGGAUAAAAAGCUGGUUUUGAAUGUCCUAAUCUUCUUGCCUUUCUUCUGUUCUGGUAUAUCUAGAGAUGACAUUAUUUAGGUGUUAUGACUGAAGUCAGCAACACUUUCUCAGAUUCCACUGCUGGUUGGAGGGGGGAAAAAAAGGCCAAUUGAAUUGUCCUGUUUAUGGUUCUUUACAAUACUUCAAUGGUAUUACAGGUGAUAGGGUAAGUAUCAAGCCCUGAAAAGUUAUCCCUACAAGUCAUGGAAAUACCUCUGAGUGCAGCAUUCUGGAUACCAGACAAAAUGAGGAUACACACAUUCCUAAAAACCAACCAAACAUCAUCCUUUGAACUCUGCAAAAGGACGGAGCAAAGUGUUUGUUAAGUCUAUGGCUGCAAAUAACUCUGAGCUUGGGCAGUAGGUGUGUUACCUGUCAGUGGUCCCUGGCUGGCUCAGGACUUGCUCUGACUGAAGGAUCUGUGACACCGAGUGUCCCUGGAAGGCCUCUCUCACUCAGCAAGGGAGGGUUCUGGGGCUCUGUCCGGCUCUGCUCCUGUUCCUUGCACUCACCUGUGUGUGUCGAAGGUGCCUCCUCCUGGGGCAUCCAGAGGGCCAUUCCAUCCAGCUCUUAAGUUUUUCACGCUAGCUGGGACGGGCAAGGGAGGAGACACUAAACAUCACAAAGCCUUGUAUGAAGAAGGAAAGAGCCUGAACUUGGAGAACCCGACUUUCAAACAUGUAUGUCAUCAACGUGUGUGUCGGUGGCCACCAUGCCAAUUGAAAUCCUAUCCCCUGAACCACAAACCCGUCGUUUCUGCUGCUUACCUUGACCCUUCCCCAGCUUGUAGCUCUGUAUUAACGCCAGUUAUAAGAAAUGCCAACUUUGAAAUAUUUUUGUUAAAUACACAAGUAGAGCUUUGUAUUUAACUAAUUGUGAAUUAAUGUCUGUUGAGUGUGAAAUACCAUUUUUAAAGUUGCUUCUAUCCCCUGCAAUUUUCUGUGAUCUGUCUCUCACUGAAAGGACUGCUGCUGCCCACACCACAAGCUUUGGUAUUGUUUUAUGCUUCAGUGAUGUUCUAGCUUGUCUUUCAUCUUGAAUCUAAAGCUUUACACUUGUACUGUAAGAAUAUAACACCUAGAUGGCAAGUUUAAUGGCUGCUUGUACUCUGGCAGUAAAGCUGUAAUGGCCUUCCCAGUAGGGUUUUUU
Corapipo altera (White-ruffed manakin) is the source of this 3639-nucleotide messenger RNA. It is a transcript of the gene AIDA, whose product is annotated as axin interactor, dorsalization associated. The transcript is spliced from 10 exons. Gene Ontology annotation, biological process: determination of ventral identity. Gene Ontology annotation, molecular function: phosphatidylinositol binding. Bases 112 to 1032 code for a protein of 306 amino acids. NCBI's taxonomy places the organism in Eukaryota, Metazoa, Chordata, Aves, Passeriformes, Pipridae. Gene Ontology annotation, cellular component: membrane. The record is from RefSeq and is a predicted model, not a curated record.